AUGUCAACAUUGUCCUCACCCCGCCCCUCAAUCGCUUCCUCUCGUGGCCAUUCACCCGGUCCGGCUUCUUCUCGCCCCUCUCUUGAUGCGCUAAACACCAACAUCGCCGGCGGCCUCAGCGCCGCCUCCACCCCCUUACGAGACUACUAUAAGCUUAAACCCCCUGGAUCCGAUAGUCCUGGCGGAUCCCGAUCCCACAGUGUACCCCGCAACACCGAUGCAGGGGAUAUCUCCAACCCCUCGACCCUGGAGACGGGCACGGAGCUAGACAAUGCGGACUUCGACCCUCAGCGUUAUGUCGACCAACUCCUAUCAACUUCGUCCCUCUCAACAAUUCUCAAAGCGGAGAAUACACUGGUUGGAGAUGUUCGCACCCUAGAUGGGGAGCGUAAAGCGCUUGUAUACGAUAAUUACUCCAAACUCAUACGGGCUGUGGAAACAAUUGGCAAAAUGCGUCAAAGUAUGGACGAGCGCGGAGCACCCUUGACUAUGACCAAAACUCUGGGUCCAGCCAUUUCAUUCGUUGCCGAGACUGCUGGCGGUCUUAUAAAAGAGGGCGAGGAACAUCGCCGCCGCAUUAAUGAGGAACGAAGCCAACGGCCCACCCCGACUCAUAAUAAGAACGAGAAGGAAACCGUCCAGUGGGUUCUUGCCUCUCCUCAGAGACUGGAAAAAUACCUCUCCGAGGACAAGAAAGAGGACGCCUUAAAGGACUGGGAUGAGGUCAAGAAGCUACUCGAUGCUUGGGGUGAAGUCAAAGGUGUUGCUGAAAUUCGCGAGGCUUGUGAGAAGGUCAUGAAUAAGGACAGCAACGAUGAUUGA
Molecule: messenger RNA, 822 nt
Organism: Penicillium cosmopolitanum
Lineage: Eukaryota; Fungi; Ascomycota; Eurotiomycetes; Eurotiales; Aspergillaceae
Product: COG1/VPS51 family protein
Exons: 2
Coding region: 1-822 (273 amino acids)
Biological process (GO): Golgi vesicle transport; retrograde transport, endosome to Golgi; lysosomal transport
Cellular component (GO): EARP complex; GARP complex; membrane
Source: RefSeq, a predicted model, not a curated record